CGCUGAGGGAGAUCUGAGGAGAUUAAGGUCCGGCCAGUCUCUGAUCUUUCACUCCGGUCUUCUUCAGCUCUUCAGAUCUGGUCCACUGUAGACUGUAGUCAGUCCUGUGAGCGGCUCAUUAGCGGUCAGUACGGACUAAACGGUUAAGACUCCUUUCGCCUUUCCGCGAGGUCUGGUCCACAGUCUAGUGUGAGCGCUGUGCUUCUGGUCGAGAGGACAUGUCCCGUAACACGCAUGCGCGGAAAGGGCGCGACCGUCAGCUCAGUUCGCCUGUGAUCAUGAAUUCCUGCAGGACUGGUCACUACACGCUGCCCUUAUUGCUGAUCACAUCAUGUCUGAUCACUACCCCUCUUCCUUUAGUGAAAGUGAAGGUCAAUCUCCAUGACUCUGCUACUCUGCCCUGCUCUGAGAGAUGCUCUGGUUUGGUCAGAUGGACUGUGUUCAGUAAUCCCACUGAUGUUCUGGCUGAGUGUGAUCAGACUUCAUGUGGAUCAAAGGAGGGAUAUCAGAUGAUUCAUGAUCAGUACCUGAAGGGGAAUCUCUCUCUCACCAUCACCGACGCUGAUUUCACUAAGAGAGCCCUGUACAUGUGUGACUGUGAUGAUAAAGGUCUCUGUAAGGUGCAGCUUCUGAUUCUGCCAUUGCGUACUUCAGCACAGAUAAAGCCCGGUGAACCUCUGAUCAUGCAUUUGGAGAUACCAGAAGAAGUGGAGGUGAUUUAUGACAGCACAGGGGCAGCUGGACCAUCCAGUGGUCAGAUCUGUACAGUGGAUGGACGAUCACUACAGUGUAAACCUGAAUACACACGGAGAGUAUCUGCUGUUCUUGAGCUGAGAGGAGUGACUCCACCUGACAGUGGAGUUUAUACUGUAAUGGACAAAAAGAAUGAAGAGGCCAUUCACAUCUACACAGUGACCGUGGGGUCAGCAGGGGGAAGUGAAUUAAAGGCUGACCAUCCAGAUGUGGACACAGAUAAAGGAGCUGCUGUUCCAGUGUGGGUUUUUGCACUGGUGGUCACUGCACUUGCAGCUGUGAUUGUGGUGUUAGUGGUGGUGAUUGUGUGGCUGAGGAGAGAAAACCAGCAGCUCCAGAUGAAGAAUAGAAGCAAUCAUCUUGAAAUGAGUGGAAACAGGAACUACAAUCCAGAAGAAGUGAGACUGUCCCCCUCCAGUAAUGACCCCGAAACUGUGAGAGAUCAUCACUAAUCAGUAUCUCUCUUUUUUGCCUUUUUCUGGUUCAAUCCACUUUUCUCUCCUCCAUCCUCUUUUAAUGGAUUUUGAAAAGGUGCAAACAAAACAUGGAUGGAAAAGACCGAAAAUCCAUGAAGUGCCUCAUGACACGAAAAUAUCACAGAACUUUUUAUUUGUGGAUGAAGUGGAAGAGUAGGUUUGUUGAUAAAAGAGAAACAUGAAAAACAGUCAAGGAAACAGAUCUUUUAGAAGAAGUGAUGAUGUAGUGGGAACAAAAGUCACGUGUGGCACUGCGUCCUCUAGGACUGCCCACUCCGCUCCGUCCAGCAUCUCUGAACUGUUGGAGCUUCAGCUGACAGAGGACUGUAAAACUGCUCUACUGAGACACUAUAAAGGCUCACAUGCUGAGAGAGACUCGUC
Messenger RNA from Colossoma macropomum (tambaqui), 1610 nucleotides. RefSeq lists its product as uncharacterized. The coding region runs from base 219 to 1205 and encodes 328 amino acids. Lineage: Eukaryota; Metazoa; Chordata; Actinopteri; Characiformes; Serrasalmidae. The record is from RefSeq and is a predicted model, not a curated record. The transcript is spliced from 5 exons.